UUUAAGCACCCUUGAUGCUCCAGAAGAACACUCCAUUGCGUGGCAAGACGACCAGCGCGGCCAUAGCGACGACGACGACGACACAGCUCACAGCCAGCAAGCGGCGCCACAUCGCUCAGUCGCAAACUGCCAGCCCUGGCCUGCCGCCUCUGACGGUGGUGGUGGUGGUGGUGAUGGUGGUGAUGGUGGCGGCGAUGACGUUGAACUGCUGUAGCCGUGCAUGCCGCUCGUGACGUGCAUGUGCCCGCGCUUUUGUCAUGGUCACGCUUGACCGCUCUCGUGCACAAGCGGACACGCAGCGGUGCCAGCGACACCCGAGGUACAGGCAGCGAGCUGCAGGCCAUGUGACGUGCGGUGUGCAGCGUGCAGCGCCCGCGGCCAUCAAGUGCCGAUGACCACUGCACGCAGUCGUUCACUCAAGUCGCUGCACAACCACGCUGCUGGCCCCCGCCGUGCAGCCAAGUCUGUCGUCGUAUGCAAGUGGCCGCGUCUUCAUGCUGCUGGCCUCCACACGGAGGAGAAGGGGGUCAAGCACGAGCUCGACGCUGAACUGGUCAGUCGUUGCUGUAGUCGCAGUGCGAGUCAUUGGCGAGUGUGAUGCUUCCUCCGACUAGGAUGGCCGUGAUUUGUGUGCUGCCCCAACUGCCGGCGUGUCUCUCCUCGCCACACUCCCGGUGUUGACCGGCGCCACGGGCAUGAGUAGCGCAGGGGUGACUUCCUUCGGGGUGACUUCCGCUACGGCGUGUUCCCUCCCUGGCUCGCGGGAUAUGCGCCUGUCAACCAUUCCACGAUCUUCGCCGGUCAUGUACGUUACUCUUCUCUCGCGUGACGUGUGUUACAGUCUUCGUGUGAUGUUACGAGCGUCGUAGUGACGUGUCACGACCAGAAGCUUGCCGUAUGUUGGUGCCACGAGCAUCGUAGCCUUGUCACUCGACAUCAUCACAUCGCCAGCAGCAGCGCCUGCCUGCACUUGAGCUUCAUUGGCUACGUGGUGUGUAGCUGUGUUGGAAUUUCACACACUAUCCGUCCAGUUCACUAGAUACGUCACACCCACUCCCACGUGUUGGAUGUUCUAAACGAUCUCUUACACUGUACGUCCUCAACGUGACACUCAGUACUUGUGUCACACUGGAAAUCUGUCCGACAUGUGUCAGCUUCACGUUAACAUGGAUGUCGUGUUGGAGGCUAGGUUGUGUGUCACGCCGUACUCUCGCCUAGUUACAUAGCACAACACGUCACACAGCUAAUCUGUGUGCGGAAGUAACGUCACGUCACCAGCACGUCCACUCCAAGCUGUGCACCCCAUGGGCUGUCGUCACAGGAUUGGUUAUAAUCUGCAAGUAGUCACUGAUGAUUAGUUGAAAGAUAAUCAUUACAAAACACAUCUUCUGUCGCCUUUGUCAUCGUCUCAGCCUCGGUGUGUAGCUCGUUGGUCUGUCGGAAUGCAGAGCAUCAGAACCUUUAUUUUCAGAGGUUAGCCAUCAGAAGUAUAGCAGUUGCUACACAAGCAUCCCAACGGAUUCCAAAAGAGUUGUCCCAAGACAGAUGCUCAGUCUCCACGUUCCCAAACUUAGGAACAGGGUCACAAUGAAAAGCUUUCAUCGUUUGUUUUAACACAUAAAAUGUUAAUUAACUUACAGAUGUCACAAGUUACUGAUGAAGGACAAGUCGCCGUUGCACUGGAGCCUGUUGCUGUGUGAGUAGAGCACAGAGAGCUCUGUAGACUACACCUAAACUCAGGCGCCACCUGUGGCAUCAGCAACCCUCUUCUCCUUCGGUUACAGUGGAGACUACAAGUAACAACGCCCAGUUCUCAGCCAUUCUCUGUUUGUAUCUUGUUGAUCGUCGACUAGAUCCUUGAUGGUGUGUGGGUUUGGAUGAUGUCACUGCCGACUUGUGUAUGCACGUCCAUGCCAAGCUUGCUGCAGUAGACUCUACCGAUGACCAGUUACCUGCAACGGCCAGACCCAGUGGAUUUGUUGAUCUGUAGGUUUGUUUUCUGAUUUGUUUGCUGAGGCACUGACCCGCGAGGUUCAAGUUCAUGUCGUGCUAGACUAUGACACGUGACCUUAGGUCACUAGCUGUGACGUCAGAAGGGUAGGUCUCUGCGUGGACAGUAACAUUGUCACAGUCAGGAUGCUUCUACACGUGCGCGUACCGCGUCCCAAGCCGGAAGUGACGUCUUCAGGCUGUUAGUGAGGUGAAACGUGGCGCCGUUGGCGGCAGGAGGGGGGAGUGGCCCGGAUGCAUGCGCUUAACAUGGACUGCUGCAGCAAGCGGCGCAUCCUCACCUCCAUGACCAGCGUGUGCGCAUGUGCAGCCUUUGGACUGCUGUGUAUCGCCGUGGCAACCGACUACUGGCUAUUCACCAGCGAGAAGUUCAGCGGAAAUGGCACGGCGCGUGCUCUGUAUACACACGUGUACAGCGGGCUGUGGCACAAGUGUCAGUACAAAGACCUGGAUAUCAGUCCGCCCACCUGCACCUACAUCAUUUACUUCACUGCUGAUGACGACAGAGAGGGACUAGGGCCCACAGAAGCUAUUCUGCUGAACAUCCGGAGGGCCACCGUGUUCCCACUGGUCAGCCUCCUCAUUCUGCUCAUCGCAGGCAUCAUGUGCUUCCUGGGUCACUGCCACAUCAGCAGGAAGAUUCUCACCUUUGUGUCGGGGAUCCUCUUCGUCCUCGCAGGUCUGUGCACGCUGGUGGGCAUCAUUCUCUACAUCGGCAGCAUCACGGAGGAGGUAGGUAACAAGCCGCGCGCCACCAUCGAGGAGCCCAAGUUCAUCUACACCUACGGCUCCUCCUUCAUCAUGGCUGUCGGCUCCUUCAUCCUGACGGAACUGUCGGGCGUGUUCGCUGUGUAUCUGUACAUCACCAAACACAAACACUCACAGCGCAAAAAGCUGCAUGCUUUGAAGACAGAGAGCAACGACAGGGUGGGCAACUGGCGCUACAGAAAACCCACGAGGAACGAGAACUCGCAAGCGCCCUCGCGAGACAGAUCGCAGUCGCGAGACCGGUCACGUGACCCGUCGGCGAGUCGCUCGGAGACCUACUUCACGUACACACCCAUCUCAGAUGCUUCUCACGAGCUGUCCAGCUACAUGUUCCAGCGCGACAGCACCGACAACACCAUCUCCACCACGGCCGAGAUGCACGCGCCGCGCCUGGACUCGCACGUGCCGCCAUCGGCGCCUUCUAUUGACAUUGUCAGGAGGACAACGCCAGUCUGAGGACAAGGACGAAAUCCCAACUGGGAAACAACUCUAAAGUAAUAAUGACAGCAAGGACACGGCUAGGUGUUUGGAAAUGCAAAUGAACUGUAAAUAUUUUGAACUCUCUUUUUUUUUUCAGGAUGACUCAAUACGAAGAGAAAGAAAAUUUUGAAAAGAUAACAAUUGUCCUUUGUAGGAGUGACAAAAUAAGUAGUGGGAAACAUGUAAAAUCCGUCAUGGUCAUGAGAGUUUGGAGUUGUGUGUCGAGAGAUAAACGCCGUGUAGAUCACAAGUAAGCAAACACGACAUAUGGGAGGCUACUCUUGUAUACAGGAGUAAGGUUACCUGGCUGCAGGCCUGUGAAAAGUACAGAAGGAAAACAAGCUUCUGUUCCACGUAAUCACCUGGAGUUGUGUCCCCAAACCACAGACGUGAACUGAAUAGGCCAAAUAGCAACUCCCACGCUGAAAACAUCGGCAGCUACCCGGGGUCAGCGGGUGAGAUAAGAGGAAGGGUUCACGCCACCAUUUUGAACGAGAUAUGACCGUUGGGGAAAAUUGUGUCGCAAGGCGGGUAAUUCAUUAUAACUGAACGGCUCACGUAUACUUACAUGCUUACAUAUACACCAUCAUCUGUAACGUUGACAACACCCACAAGUCUCCAUUGUUACCAUCGGUCUGCCAGCAGGUCCAUCGACGAGGUUGUACAAAUGUUUAGUAGGACGGACUAUGACCAGGUGUGUGAUCGUCUACUCUAUGCCCAGGACACACCCACCAUACCACCUGUUGCAGAAUGUCUCAAGGGGGGAUGAUCCAUGAGAUAAUGGCUGACAGUAGGGAGAGUGAGACAUUGAUAACAACCUGCAUGAAGAACACACAACAGGGGAAGCAAUGACAGGUGCUUGCACAGACGGACGACCUGACAGUAGGAGUGAUCUGUGGGAGUUCUUUGAUGUAGUCGGUUAUUCUCGAGGUAUUCACGUCCCUGUCAAUACUCAAACUAUGUUGAUUAGCUCUGGUGUACUGAGAAGGCAAUGCCUCUUGGCAGUCUAGACAGUGGGGAGAGGUCAGGUCAACUCAAAUGCCUCCCUUUUAUAAUACAAUCCUCCGACAAGUGCAAAGUACUGCUUCCUGUAAGGGACCUUACUCCUGCCUCAUAAAGGCAAUCAGACCAGGGAAUAUGUAAUAAAGGGAAUAUGUAACUCUAAAACUCGUAACCUGCAACUGUACUACUUGGCGGCUCUGUCAGUUUAAUCAGUUUGUAUUAUUUGCUGUCAUACAACAAAGUCCAUAAAGCAAGUCAAGUAACUUAAUUUUAGUUUCUAAGACUUCAUCUCAAAAUCUCAAAUCUGAUAAAGUGGACUGGCUUCAGGUUGGGAAAAGACUAGAAGAAAGUGUGCAGUACCUUGUGUCGAUAGACUGAGACUACGUUUUCAUCCAGAUACGAAUUGUGUGUGGUUUCUUGUUUGGAUUCGAACCGUAAAGCCCUUUCUUGUUUAGAGACAAAACGGUAUCUGCUUUUUGUUUAUAGGCACAAUGUCUGCUAGGACAUCAUUCUUCUGGAAGUUCCGAAGUGUGAGCCUAAUGACACAUGCACAAAAAAAAAAACCAUUUUAACAAUACCGAGUUCUCGCCGAGGAAUCUGAUUCUCCAUUGCGAAGUCUUUGACAUUGUCCAUGAUGAAGUCUUUGUCACUCUGAGUCUUUGCUGUUCUGCAUGGCAAAGCUGUUUUCACUGUGCACAGAGAAGACUUGCAGUCAACCCUUGCCUCGAGAACAUGAGAACAGCAUCUGAUGUCUGCAGUCAUCUCUACAUGGCAGAUGGAUGGUGUUGAGCUAUCUUCACGUGUAACUUGUCCUCGUCUCACAAGUAAAAUGGACAGAAGUUACUUCCGGUUGUUCUGUUUUCGGUGUUAGUUGUAUGGUCAUUAUUUUCCCCAGUUUCCUGCUUUGGUGCAUGGCACACAGUCUUUUAUGUCUCAGCCGCCAAAACCACUCACAGUUUCUCCAGGUGUGGAGUUCAGAUCCUGCGUCUUCUACAUACUACAGAAAAUUACUACCUAUGACUAUUUGUGUUUACCUUACUGGAUCUUUAGUGUGAAAGUUUCUUUUGAGACUUUAGUUGAUAUUCUGGUGGCUUCUGUAUCGAAGCAUAUUCUGUGUCAUUUUGAUUGAGUUAGUGAGGAUAGAAAGCACAAAGACGCCCCAUACCCUUAAAUGUCUGACAACUUUUUUUCUUAAGCGAAAAGUGAAGCCAGGCUGACUACACGAGCACUUCUGAUGUUUUAAGACCACAGGCAAGUCUCGCUGCCGUCGGUGAUCUCGUGACACUGACGAGGGUUUCCAGGAUUAUGAACGUCAUCGGACGAGAUCGUCGAGCUGUUUCUCUCCUUUUUACCUCCGGCUGGGCGCCACUUUCACUUUUUAUGUCUUAUCUAAUUUCCCUCGUGUCUGCCCAUGUCCUGGGCACUAGAAGUGACCCUCCUUUCCCUCUUCUUUGAUUCUUUGAUGCCGGUUAGAAGAUAAGCAAGAGCUCAACAGUUUAGCUCGUUCUGAGCGGACGGCUCUCAUCAAAGUCGGCCAUUGCCCACCUUCCGACCACUUCUUGUCACCUAAUUUGUUAUAAUAUGGCAGACUCAAGAUCACAUGCCAUCAGUCUUAUGUCUGCUGAAGGAUAUUUAAAUUUGUUUUAUAGUUUUGAUCCCCACUGAACCGUCCAAGACUCACGAUGAAGUGACGAUUGGACACUGUAGCCAGCUAAUAUCGCAAUUUGAAGGACAGUAUCACCGUCGACGAUCGAAAAAUACUUUGAUGAUGAAGACAGAUAUUUAAAAAAUCAUGCACGGAGAAAGUACCUUUUUAAAUUAGCUGUUAUAUGCCGUUGGAAAAGUUUUCUUGCGGCACUGUGAAAAGUUAAAACCAGGCCUGUAAGGAUUCACGAAAUUUACGGACACACACAGCUGUCUACACGACUUCAAACUGACUUUUUGUGGAUAUUCUUUUACAAAGACGCUGCUGCUGACACUUGUCAAAGACCACCGUGGUCUACAAGGGUUCCUCCCACCCCAGGUGGAGGAUGCAGCAGAACGACAAAGGGAACAUGGAUAGACUGUGCCUGAACAACGCCGUGAGUCUUACUGACUGUUUGUAGGACCAGGCCAUGCAUCCAGCCACUGAGUAACUGUUUGCUCCGUCUCCACCUCAAAGACCUCCAGACAAUGGCUUUGGUAGAUUCGAGUGAUGCAUUUACCAUAGCUUUUCACAGUCCUUUGAGAUGACUAUCAUCCAUUUCUUGUGCUCAGUGACGAGCCGAGCUUUACCAAAUCAUGCAUUUGCCAAAGUCCAUGCUGCAGCAUCAAAAUUACAUUUGCCAAAGUCCAGAUUACGAUAUCGCAGUUCAUUUUGCCAAAGUUCAGACUACAGAAUAGGAAGGACAUUCUUGUUAACAACGACAUCAAGUCUGUAAAGUGAAUUUUUGCAGCUCCUCUUCCCUUGUAGCAUGUGGUCAAGCAUCUCCAUUGUCCUUGCACCUGUUACAACCUGGCUGUGUCUCCGUGUGAUCAUCUGUUACAACGUGAAUGCACUUCUCUACCAUUUUCUCUCAUGUCUCUUUUAUAUCCUUCGUUUUGUGUUGUGGACAUAGCAUUGUGUGUACUAUGUGUGUAACUGUACAGUGUCCUGAUCAGCACACAGGCACGUGACGUGGUGACGGUUACGUGUGAUCAAUGUCUACCACACACACCACGUGACUGUCCUAGCUCUGUACAUAACAAUGAGAUUGCUCACUUGAAAUUGCUCACUUACUUUUAGACAAGUUUUGUCGCUCUAGUUUUAGGCCCUUAAGGGGCAUCUCCUUUGAGGUUGUACUUUAGGAUCGCCGUCAUGGGUUGUCUCGCAAGGAGUCCAGUUUUUAUCUCACGUUGUGAUUGAAAUAUUAAUGUUAUUAUUUAUUUCAUAUUCCUAAUACCAAACUGUCAUAACGUGUGUGCGUGUGAAUUUGUGGGUGGUUUCACGCAGAACAGAUAUAAGAACGGAUGUUUGUUUGAACCCGUGUAUGUAUCAUUACAAUAAAGACAGGAUUUCUUGUAUGCACACGUGCACCACUGUACGGGGUAUGUUUAGUUGUUGUGUAGACAACAAGGAUGACAACAUCACUGUGGCUUCAUGACAACAUCUCUGCGUCAUGUCAAGGGCUGAACACCUUCAGCAAUUGUCAACUGAGUCUCUUCAGACGCGUCAUGACAGUCAGGUAGCAUCAGCAUCAGCCACUGAGACACCCGAUGACGUAGGUCAUCAAUGAAGUCAGAACCAACGUGUACUGGAUGACGUAGCUGGCUGCCUGUGUGUCUGUAAAGUGACGUCAGCUACAACCGUCAGUCUAUACAAGGGACAUAACAAGCAGCCUUGACGGCUCUGUCAGUACUAGUGACACCAGAAACAGCUGCGAUGAUGAAGUCUGUAUACAUAAAUGUUCUGUAGAGAAGCUGUCUACAAGGAGCAGGUCCCCACAGGGGUCAACUCUACCUCUCCCCGCCAUUUCACAUCAGCAUUAACUGCAACGAGGCCCUGGGGUCAUUCACUCCUCGACUGAGGGUCUGGGGUCAUUCCGUACCUGAACUGAGGGACUAUGGUCAUUCAUUUCUGCCGGCGCUGGUGUCAUCCAUGUCUCAAGUACGUCGCCCGUCGUCGCCACCGUAGCACGGACAUCAUGCUGCCUGAUGCUGAAGCUGAGAACACAGUAGGUUCACCAACAACCACAAAGUCGUUAGCGGACAGGAAGGACAGGAUUUGUAGCUCAGCGUUGACCACGUGGUACAGUGUGACGUAGAUGGGGGACACGUUGCAGUCGAAGCCACUUCACUAAGACCUGCACACUGUCUUGCGAAUUACUCCUGUGUUGCUCUCUGUGUGUUGUUUUGCAAGUCCGGUGCUACUGCUUUGAGAAUUUCUGUCUUGCCUGUACAUUGUUUUUAAAGUAAGUUGCUCUGUAAACUGCUUUUACAAUGAACUUCUCAAUUGCGACAUCCGCUGAUGCGACAAUACCUUUUAUGUUCUGUUUACUAGUGUUUGGUCAAUAACUUUAUAUGUUGUUCUUGCCAUCGCAUUGAAAAAAGCUUCUGUACUCCACAAAAUGUUCUAAGCACUAUCUUUGUUUUUUCCCCAGAAGACACUCAUUCUUGAUAUGAGAUUUACUGAAACAGUCCAACGGGAUGUCUUGGGCAUGAGUUGGCAUGAGACUGGAAACAGGAGACAGACACUAGACAGUGAGGUGGGAUCUGAAUAUGGCACAAGUUUUGAUUUUGUUCUCAAAUAACUUGACAAUAAUGUUACAGAAACUACACUGUACAUUGGAAUCCCUCCUCUCAUAUGCCUACUAGCAAGAUUGUAAGCUGUGUGUAUGUGUGUUUAUUUGUUUAUUGUGUGGAAGCUUCGGAAGCAGAGGGGGAAGAGAAAGGGAGGUACACCAGACACAAGGCUAGCUGACUGUUGUAGGUUCCUCUCUAAUUAGAGUAGAGGUUGUGUUUCAUUAGUUAACCCCUGACCUGCUGUCCUGUCACCUCUCAGCAUGUCUUCACCUCCCGUCAUUAGGUCUCAGUCACACUCCGUGUACAAAUCUGGUUUCCUGUACACGUAUUCAGACACAUCACAGCAUUUUAUUAUAUAAUCCUAUUUUGUUGUAGCAUGCCUGAGGUGCCACAAGUGCACACAGGUCAUUCCUUCUCCACGCUAAAUGCAGUGAGGUGCAGCUAACAAGAGGGUCCGUCAGUCCGUCACUCUUUCACUCGCUUUGAGUGGUUUGUUUUCGCAGACCAGGUCAUCUCUUUGCUAAAUAUAGUCCUUCUUUCUGUCUUUAUUUCCCUCCCUUCCUCCUUUUAGAUUCGCUCCUCUUGUAUUCGUUCUUUUAUCGCUCAUCCCUUCACUCAUUUCUCAUCAACAGAUCAGGUCUUUAUUUCUUUCCUCCUCUCUUUUCCUCUUUUUUUUUCUCCACGCACGUCUGUCUAUGAGUAAGAGAGGGCGAGAGUUGUAGAGUAAAGAUAGUAGAGUUCCACAGUACGUAGAAAUGUUGGUCUACUCCGUGUGGGGAACACUACACACCCCGUAAAGACAGAGAGAAUAAGAAUACCUGAUGUCAAGUAAGGAAAUCAAACAGUCCUGAUGACUAGUGUCUGUAGGGUGUGUACUGUGUCAUGUGUACUGUGUCAUGUGUACUGUGUCAUGUCAUUGCUGUGUUUACAGCGGAAUGCAGCUGUCUAAUCGUUCCUGUGUUUGAGUUCUCUCCCUUGGAGCAAUACCACUGAAUGUGAAUCAUAACAACACGUGUCCAGCUCGUCUCAACACAACAAGUGGCCGCUUUGUGUUUACACAAUUCUUUCCGAUAAUUUCUUUCUGAUUGCUUUGCAUGUUAAUGUGUGUCGGGGAGUUGGUUGUCCUCUUGCUAGUGUGUAUACAUGUGUUUACUUUUCUAAAGCUCAUAUUCUGCUACUUAUCUUUCUCAUGAUACGUUACCCAGGCAGAACACUUUUAGUUUUGCUGACAUCCACAUUCAGCAUCCUACUUUGCACUCAUCCCCGUACAUUUAUAUAGCAUCCCUCAAUACGUGGUGGGAGAUGGGGUACUAAUGAUCAACAGCCUUUUCAACUUGACGAAACUCUGUGGUCUGAUGCUCGAGUGGCUGCUGUGCUAGCAGGAUGGCUAAGGCCUAGCAGUCAGCUAAGCAAUUAUCUUGAGUAAGUGUUUAGCUGACUGCUUGCCGUUCACCACCACCAGGACCUAGCCCACCCUUGUGUUGUGAAAGGCUGAUAAUGAUGAUAACCACUCAACCACAGCCACUGUUCUGCUCCCUGCACACUCACGUGAUGUACGAUGUAAGGUCACGAGGACUGCGAUGACGUUGACGAUGAGGACGACAGCGUGACGAGCGUUAACAUCCUGAACAUCAGUUCUACCAGGCGUGUUGUGUGUCCCCUCCCGUCCCCUUUGCCCUUUGUGCUGCAUUCCACUUCCCAGUCUUUUAAACUCAUGGAAUGUGUAUGUAUACCUGUGGAGAUAUGCAAUCUGUUGAAUGUACACUGAGGCAUGUCUAGCCACCAUCCAGGCGCACUGCCGCAGUUGUAAACGGAAGCAGUGGCACCUGUUGUAAUAAAAGUAGUAUGUGAGUGUUGGAUGUAUUUUACUCUAGUUGUAGCGAUUGGAAAUGAACCUUUGAAGUAUGAA
Pomacea canaliculata is the source of this 10429-nucleotide messenger RNA. Its product is annotated as voltage-dependent calcium channel gamma-7 subunit-like. NCBI's taxonomy places the organism in Eukaryota, Metazoa, Mollusca, Gastropoda, Architaenioglossa, Ampullariidae. Gene Ontology annotation, molecular function: voltage-gated calcium channel activity; channel regulator activity. The coding region runs from base 2245 to 3234 and encodes 329 amino acids. Gene Ontology annotation, cellular component: postsynaptic density membrane; AMPA glutamate receptor complex. Gene Ontology annotation, biological process: neurotransmitter receptor internalization; neurotransmitter receptor transport, postsynaptic endosome to lysosome; positive regulation of synaptic transmission, glutamatergic. The transcript is spliced from 4 exons. The record is from RefSeq and is a predicted model, not a curated record.